Dichotomopilus funicola is the source of this 684-nucleotide messenger RNA. RefSeq names its product acyl-CoA N-acyltransferase. Gene Ontology annotation, molecular function: acyltransferase activity, transferring groups other than amino-acyl groups. The coding region runs from base 1 to 684 and encodes 227 amino acids. Lineage: Eukaryota; Fungi; Ascomycota; Sordariomycetes; Sordariales; Chaetomiaceae. The transcript has a single exon. The record is from RefSeq and is a predicted model, not a curated record.
AUGCCCCACAACACUCCACCCCUCACCAUCCGUCGCGCUACACCCGCGGACCUGCCUGCCCUCCACAAGCUCGUGGAAUCUGCCUACCGCGGCGACUCCAGUCGGCUCGGAUGGACAACCGAGACGGACAUGCUCGGCGGCCAGCGCAUUCCGGCCACCGACCUCCUCGCCAAGAUCAACAACCCGACCGGUAUUGUCUGGCUGGCCAGCAGCACUGAGGCCGACUUGACUACAAAUACUUCCGAGCGAGAGACCAAGUCUGGAACUGAGAAAGACAGACAACCCAAAGACACAGACCAAGACCAAAACCAAGACUCCCCCCUCGUCCUCCUCGGCUGCUGCGAACUCACCCGCCUCAACAACCCUUCAACAACAACAACCCCACGCACAGCCUUCUUCGGCCUCUUCGCCGUAUCCCCAACCCACCAAUCCCUCGGCAUCGGCCACGCCCUGCUCUCCCACGCCGAAGCCUACGCCCAACAGACCUGGGAUACACAGCGCAUGGAAAUGGUCGUGACCAUGGGCCGGCCGGAGCUGGUGGCGUGGUAUGUCCGGCGGGGGUAUGUGGAGACGGGAGAGGAAAGGGUGAUUCCGAUGGAGGAGUUGGAGAGGCAGGGGUCGGUUGUGUUGGUGGAGGGGAUUAGGUUUGGGGUUUUGGUUAAGGGGUUGGGGGGUGGUAAGUGA